Messenger RNA from Epithele typhae, 1647 nucleotides. RefSeq names its product acetyl-CoA synthetase-like protein. Gene Ontology annotation, molecular function: medium-chain fatty acid-CoA ligase activity. Bases 1 to 1647 code for a protein of 548 amino acids. Gene Ontology annotation, biological process: fatty acid metabolic process. The transcript has 3 exons. The record is from RefSeq and is a predicted model, not a curated record. NCBI's taxonomy places the organism in Eukaryota, Fungi, Basidiomycota, Agaricomycetes, Polyporales, Epitheliaceae.
AUGCCUGCCCAGCUCAAGACUCACCUCCACGCGCUCGCCGAGGCCGUGUCCUCCCACUCCGACCUUCCUAUCUACAAGCUUCCCGCGUACGACAGCGAGGACGUGCUCCGUGCCUGGACCCCGAUCUCCUUCGCGCAGUUCCAGGCGGACGUGAACCACUUUGCCGCCCAUCUCGCGCGCAAGCUCUCCGCGGACGGCGUCCCGUCGCGGUCCGUCGUUGGCCUCUGGUCCAAUGGGAUGUCCUACGUCGACAUCCUCUACAUCUACUCGCUCGCCCGCGCGGGCUUCGUGCCCCAGCUGUUCUCGCUCCGGUUGCCGAACCCGGACGUGAUCUACGAACUCCUCGCAAAGGCGGGCGGGAAGGCGAUGGUGUACGAGCCCGAGCUCGAGCCUAUGCUGGCGACGUGCCCCGUCCCCUCUUACCGCGCGGACGACCUCCGCGACGCCCCAGUCGACCUCGCCUCCCUCCCUCCGCUCUACGAACCCGCGUCCGCGGACGAGAUCGCGAUGAUCUUCCACACGUCCGGCUCGACAUCGGGCCGGCCGAAGCUCCUCCCGUGCGACUACAAGUGGCUCGACGCGAUGGUGCACAAGUCCGCGUGGGUGAGCCCCCCGCUGCGCGCUCCGCAGGACGUGACGGUCGCGAUGGGCAGCAUGUGCCACAUCGGGCAGACGUUCAUGUUCCUCGCGACGUUCCAGCACGGCGGGUGCACGCUCCAGCCGCGCGCCGUCACCUUCUCCUCCGCCGAGCUCGCGCACAUGAUCGCCGUCGGCGGGCUCUCGCGCCUGAACCAGUUCCCCGCGUUCUUCGCGGUGCACGUCCGCGCCGCGCGCGGCGACGACGCGAAGCUGCUCGCCCUCCUCCAGACGCUCGACGAGAUCCUGUACUCGGGCCAGCCGAUGCCGCUCGAGGACGAGGGCUGGGCGUACGCGCAGGACCUCCCCCUCCGCAACCUGUUCGGGAGCACCGAGUGCGGCGCGAUGCUGCUCUCCGUGCGCGGCGGCGGGCGCCCGACGCCCGUGCUCCGCCCCGUCGAAGGCACGCACUACGCCUUCCUCCCCAUCCCGGACGCGCCCGAGCUCGAGGAGGAAGCGGACUCGUCCGAGUCCGGGUACGCGAACGCGAACGCGCAGCUGCUCGAGCUCGUCGUCCUCGCCUCCUCCCCCGACUGCCCGCACGCGUCCAUGCGCGCCGCGGACGGCCACUUCCACACCGGCGACCUCUUCCUCGAGGCCGCGCCCGGCGCGUACGUCUCCCGCGGCCGGAACGACGACUGGAUCAAGACGCAGAACGCGCUCCGGUGCGACACGCGCGCGGUCGAGGACAACGCGCGCGCGCAGUGCGCGGACCUCAUCGCGACGUGCGUCGCCGUCGGCAACGGGCGCCCGAGCCCCGCGCUCUUCGUCGAGGCCGCCGCGGGCGCGCUCGCGCGGUGCCGCGGGGACGAGGCGCGGCUGCGGCGCGAGGUCGUGCGCCGGACGCGCGCGUUCCACCAGACGCGGUACCUGCACGAGCGCAUCGCGGACGCGCGGUUCGUCGUCGUCGUGCCCGAGGGCACGCUGCCGCGCACGGCGACGAAGGGGAACGUGCGGCGGCGGGCGGUGGAGGAGAUGUUCAAGGCGGAGCUCGACGCGAUGUUCGCAUGA